This is a messenger RNA of Spodoptera litura, 1687 nucleotides long. Its product is annotated as facilitated trehalose transporter Tret1-like. The record is from RefSeq and is a predicted model, not a curated record. NCBI's taxonomy places the organism in Eukaryota, Metazoa, Arthropoda, Insecta, Lepidoptera, Noctuidae. Gene Ontology annotation, molecular function: transmembrane transporter activity. Gene Ontology annotation, cellular component: membrane. Gene Ontology annotation, biological process: transmembrane transport.
UUUUCAGUUUGUGUUUGCAUUCAAUAGAAGCGUGCGUUAGUCUUAAUUUUUAUCAUGACUGAUAUGAAAUGUGGAUCAGAUAAUUGCAAAUAUUUUGUAUUGAGAUAGCUCGAGUGUGUUACAAGAGAGUAGGUACUCCUGUCACGUGAAAAUGUCGAGGAAAAGGAGCAGAUUUUCACCAUUUUUGAAACAGUGUUUCGUGACAUCAGCAGUGGGCAUCAACCUGAUCGGACAUGGGGCUGUGGUGGGCUUCGCUGCAGUCCUGCUGCCACAGCUUUCCAACCCUCACUCCGACAUUCAUACCAGUAAAACUGCUAACUCUUGGAUUGCAUCGGUAAUCGGUAUAACCCUGCUGAUAGGCAGCUUUCUAGCGUCUCCUCUAAUGGGCCGGUAUGGACGGAAGGUGGCGCACUAUACUAUCAGUGUGACAGCACUGGUAGGCUGGUUGACCACCAUCCUGGCUAAUAGUGUCGAGGUGAUCCUUAUUGGAAGAAUCAUUGGCGGGUUAUCAUUUGGCAUGAUGCUGCCACUUCGAUCUAUCCUCAUCGGCGAGUACACCAGCCCGAAAAACAGAGGUGCCUUCCUCACCACUAUCUCUCUUACCCAGGGUUGCGGCAUAUUUUUCGUGCACCUUGUUGGAUCACUCCUCAGUUGGAGACAAACUGCUCUGGUUUGUCUUUUUCUCCCCUUUGUCAGCCUCAUCAUGACACUUUUCACUCCUGAGUCUCCAAGCUGGUUAGUCUCUAAGGGAAGGUACAACGAGUGCAGAGAGGUAUUUCAUUGGCUUAGAGGUGAUGAAGAAGAAACAGAAUUAGAAGCAAUGAUUGAAGCGAGGGUCAACUUCGAAAAGACCAUGAGGAAUCAAAAGAAAUUAGAUAUUAUAAAGACUGUUCAGAAGCAAGAGUUUUACAAGCCAAUCAUACUGAUGGUUCACGUGUACGCUAUGGGACAGUUAUCGGGAGCAGCUACCAUUGCUGCAUACGGCACUACUGUCAUCGAGCUGGUGAUGCACCCUGGGGUCAACUCUAGUGCUUGGAUGAUAGGCCUAGAUAGUCAAAGAGUCAUUGUAAAUACAUUAGCUAUUUUUGUUAUAAAUUGGUUCAAGAGAAGAGCUAUGGUGUUUUCAACAGGGAUACUUUGUGUAGCGAGCCAUUUGGCGAUAGUUGCUUAUGUGUAUUUGAAAGACCAGGAUGUUUUGAGCUCUGAGGCUAUUUGGAUCCCGGGUAUACUUCUCAAUAUUCAGUUCUUCUCAGUAUCUUUAGGUAUGGUGCCUUUGCCUAGCGUGAUAGCUGGGGAGGUCUUUCCUCUGGAGUACAGAAGUCUAGCUGGGAGCAUCAGCCAAGCCUCUGUAGCUGGCACCAUGUUUUUAGUGCUCAAAACCUUCCCAGGCCUUGUAGAUAGUAUUGGAAUAACGGGCACCUACUUGGUGUAUGCUGGGUUGCUGACUUACUGCCUCUUUGUGAUAAUGUUUUUGAUGCCAGAAACUAAAGGGAGGACUCUGCAGGAGAUUGAAGAUGGGUACAGAGGAGGAGUCGUAGUUGAGGAAGAAAUGAGGUCAUUAAAGAGUAAUGGGGAGAAUGGAAAAGUUGUGUCUACAGAAACCAAAACUUAAUUUAAUUUAUUAUAAGAAAUGUGCUUCAAUGUAAUAAAGUAUUUAAGGAUGAGCUAUUUAUUUGGUUUUAAUGCA